AUAGCGUAACACAAAAAGGAAAUGGCAAUUUAGACAUGCAAGCUUAAUGUAGAGACAAGAGCAACAUUGUUUGGUGUUUUCCCUAACAUCUUGAAUUCCUGACAUUAGACGCCGUUUCGCUAUUUUAGCGCAUGGGUAUAAGACGGUUCACAGAUGCUAAGAAGAAGCUCUUUAAGUUAGAAAGUUUCGGUAAACAUGGUUAUUUAGACUUCCGUGUGUUACAGGAAGCUUAGUAGGACCGAAUCCAAAAAUGAUGCACUCAAAGGAUAAAUACGAGGUGAAUCCAACAACGAGGGCUUCUUUGGGCGAUCGCUUAUCCUCGUACUACGGAAACAUCCGCAGUAUUCUCCUGGGGAGAAGGUCCACCUAUGAGGUGGAGGAAACAUUUCCAACUGUGGACGAAGGUCAUAGUUCUACACUCAAAGAGAAAGAGACCACUGCGGAAGAGAUCCUUUUGAAGCCAAAAUGCCUGGACCUUCAGCGUACUCUGAACCGGGAGGCACACCGGACAAGCUCUUACGAGAUUCCCAACUUGAUUUUGAGGAGAGGCCAGACAUUUGACAUGAGUAUCCUCUUUGAUAGGGUCUUCUCAGAGCAGGACGACACUAUAACUCUACAGUUUGUCACAGGUCGAAAGCCAAUACAAAGCAAAGGAACCGUAAUAUCCGUCCAUAAGGUGCGGGAACUACAACCAGGAACCUGGGGAUAUCAGAUUACUGGAAUAGAUGAAAAGAAAGUCAAUAUCAAAGUAUGUACAUCAGCCAGUUCCAUAGUCGGCAAGUACCAGCUAUUUGUUGACACCGUCCACCGCCCAAAAGAUGGUACUCCACAAAAAUGUCGUCACUGCCACCCAGAUGAUGUGUUCAUCAUAUUCAAUCCGUGGUGUGAAGCGGACUCGGUCUAUUUGGAAGAAGAGACUCACAGAGAAGAAUAUGUCCUGAAUGAGACGGGGCGAAUCUGGAUGGGAACCGUCGGCAAAUUCUGUGUUCGGCCUUGGAAUUUUGCUCAGUUUGAUGAUGUUUGUUUGAUGGCUGCUCUAUCGAUGAUGGAAAAAUCUGAACUCGGCGAUCCUGCCAGAGGAAAUCCACUUUUGGUAGUCAAAGCUCUCAGUCGAGUGAUUAACAAUAAUGAGAGAGAUGGCGGGGUAUUGGUCGGAAACUGGUCCGGGAAAUACGAGGAUGGCGUAGCCCCCUACGCAUGGAAUGGAAGUGCUUCAAUCUUAGAAGAAUUUUUGAAAAAGAGGAAAGGGGUUAAGUUUGGACAAUGCUGGACGUUUUCUGCCAUAGCAACAACAGUAUUUAGAGCUCUUGGGAUACCGACAAGAUGUGUCACUAAUUUCCGGUCUGCACACGAUAGUGAUUACAGUAUACAAAUCGACAACUUCUGGACGCCGGAAGGGAGGCCUAGAAAAAUGAUGGAUGAUACUAUCUGGGAUUUCCAUGUUUGGAAUGAGAGCUGGUUUCGGCGGCCAGACCUUCCAGAUGGAUACGAUGGUUGGCAAGCGUUUGAUUCAACACCACAGGAGUGUUACGAAGGUGUGUUCACUUGUGGGCCCUGUUCCGUUCGGGCAAUACAUAAUGGAGAAUUGUAUCUGGGUUUCGACACCAACUUCUUGUUUGCGGAGGUGAAUGGGGACCGCGUGUAUUGGACUGUAGACGCCGACGGUAAUAUGGAACCCGUGUAUAAAGACUGUGACGUAGUUGGAAAGUUCAUGAGUACCAAAGCAGUCAAUACCAUAUCUCGAGAUGACGUCACAUCCAAAUAUAAACAUGAUGCAGAUUCCAUAGAGAAAGCAGACGUCAUUUUGAAAGCCAACCGAUUCUGUGGCCGCACAGACGUUCAAAUCAGGAAACCCUCAGCCACAGAUGUGAAGUUCAGUCUUAAUGGCGACGUCCAAAAAUCCGGAGACAUCGACGUAGAACUUAAAAUGCUGAACACCAGCGAGGAACCGAGGAUCGUGGAAGUCUAUAUGAUUAUCGUUGGUACUAAAUACACCGCUGUGCCUCUCUCUGACCUUAAAGAUUCUAGUUCUACCAAUGUACUGGAACCAAAUAAAGACUCUGUAUCGUCCAUUAGUCUAAAGGCAACAGAAUAUUUUAAUUCUAUCGACGCAGAUAGCCAUAUUUCUGUUUAUGUCAUGGCAUCAGUCAAAGAAACUCAACAAGUAUACAUCAAACGGGAAAUAUUUCGAGUGGAACAGCCAAAUCUAGAGCUUAAAACAGAGGGAAGCGCAGUUGUUGGUAAACCAUUUGAUGUGAUUGUUAAGCUUGUCAAUCCAUUGUCUAUUCCUCUAACUGGUGGGUCGAUUUGUAUGGAAGGACCCGGAAUGGUAAAACCAUCAUCCGUCAAAAUUAAAAAAUCUAUUGGUCCUAAUGAGGAAAUUCGGGAGACGAUACAGGUGAAACCCCGAAGGGCCGGAAGAAGGGAGAUAAUCGCUAGUUUUCAGUGUAAACAGCUGUGUAAUGUGACGGGUGUUGUGGAGGUGGACAUUGUUAAUGAGAGUAAAAACUAAUCAAUAACGAUUUAACCAAUAUACAAUAGGUCUAAUCGAUAACGAUUUAACCAAUAUACGAAAGGAGCAAAACACUACAUUCACUAUGUUACUCAAGUGCUUUUUGUAUUAUUUUUAUUAAACAAAAACAAAUACA
This is a messenger RNA of Saccostrea echinata, 2648 nucleotides long. Its product is annotated as protein-glutamine gamma-glutamyltransferase K-like. Gene Ontology annotation, molecular function: protein-glutamine gamma-glutamyltransferase activity. Gene Ontology annotation, biological process: peptide cross-linking. The transcript is spliced from 14 exons. NCBI's taxonomy places the organism in Eukaryota, Metazoa, Mollusca, Bivalvia, Ostreida, Ostreidae. The coding region runs from base 251 to 2512 and encodes 753 amino acids. The record is from RefSeq and is a predicted model, not a curated record.